Messenger RNA from Striga hermonthica, 1770 nucleotides. The record is from the annotation of a GenBank genome assembly. NCBI's taxonomy places the organism in Eukaryota, Viridiplantae, Streptophyta, Magnoliopsida, Lamiales, Orobanchaceae.
AUGGCGGGUGGAGGAUUUGUGUCCGGCCCGGGCAACGGGAAGGAAUAUCCCGGCAACCUGACGACCUACGUCAUCGUGACCUGUGUUAUUGCGGCCAUGGGCGGGCUUAUCUUCGGCUACGACAUCGGAAUUUCAGGCGGCGUGACGUCGAUGGAUCAAUUUCUGGAGAAAUUCUUCCCGUCGGUUUACCGGAGGCAGCGGGCGGACUCCUCGACGAAUCAGUACUGCAAGUUCGACAGCGUGACGCUGACGGUGUUCACGUCGUCGCUGUACCUGGCGGCGCUGUGCUCGUCGGUGGUGGCGUCGUGGGUGACGAGGCGGCUCGGGAGGAAGCUGUCGAUGCUGAUAGGGGGAGUGCUAUUCUGCGCCGGGGCGUUGCUCAACGCUUUUGCGCAGGCCGUUUGGAUGCUUAUCGUCGGCCGGAUUCUUCUCGGUUUCGGCAUCGGCUUUGCCAAUCAGUCAGUGCCUCUCUACCUCUCGGAGAUGGCUCCGUACAGGUACCGCGGGGCCCUCAACAUCGGAUUCCAGCUGUCAAUCACCAUCGGCAUCCUAGCUGCCAACGUCCUCAACUACGGCUUCGCCAAGCUGGACGGCAGCCUCGGCUGGCGGCUCAGCCUUGGAGGGGCCGCUGUCCCCGCCCUCAUCAUCACCAUCGGCUCCCUCGUCCUCCCCGACACCCCCAACUCCAUGAUCGAGCGUGGGGACCACGAAAAGGCGCGGGACCGCCUCCGUAGGAUCCGAGGCGUCAGUGACGUGGACGGCGAGUUCCACGACCUUGUGGCCGCCAGCGAGGCGUCUCGAAAAAUCGAGCACCCAUGGAGGAAUCUCCUCCAAAGGAAGUACCGGCCCCACCUGACGAUGGCCGUGGCCAUCCCCUUCUUCCAACAGCUGACGGGAAUCAACGUUAUUAUGUUCUACGCGCCCGUACUCUUCAAGACCAUCGGGUUCGGGAGCGAGUCGUCUCUUAUCUCGGCCGUCGUCACAGGGAGCGUCAAUCUUGUGGCUACGGUUGUCUCGAUUUACGGUGUGGAUAAGUGGGGGAGGAGGUUUUUGUUCCUUGAGGGUGGCAUCCAAAUGCUCAUAUGCCAGGUCGUGGUUUCGAUCUUGAUAGGCAUGAAGUUCGGCGUGAGCGGUGAACCGGGGGUGCUGCCCAAGUGGUAUGCGUCAGUGGUGGUCCUCUUCAUAUGUAUCUACGUGGCUGGCUUUGCGUGGUCGUGGGGCCCACUGGGGUGGUUGGUUCCGAGCGAGAUCUUUCCUCUGGAGAUCCGGUCGGCAGCCCAGAGCCUUAACGUGUGCGUAAACAUGUUCUUCACGUUCAUCGUGGCCCAAGUCUUCCUCACCUUGCUAUGCCACCUAAAGUUCGGGCUAUUCCUCUUCUUCGGGUUUUUUGUGGUCGUCAUGACCGUUUUCAUCUACUUCUUCUUGCCGGAGACGAAAAAUAUCCCGAUAGAGGAGAUGGCGGUCGUGUGGAAGCGCCAUUGGUUUUGGUCGAGGUUUGUCAGGGAUGUGGACUACCCCAACGGCGGGGCCGCCGUGGAGAUGGAAGAGGGCCGGAAAGACAACAUCAGUCAAAUAUUCUCGAUGUCGUCGAAUAUUCUUGCCAAGAGGAUAUUCACCGCGCGCACCCACGACGAUGACGAUUUUCGAGUCGUCGUCGGUUGGACAUUUUUUAAAAUUGUGGAUCACGGCCAGUUUGCAGAUGGCGUCCUCGAUUUUUCGGGGAGGUUCGACUCACCGAGGCCGAGCAUAUACAAGUACGACUGCAUCUAG